Messenger RNA from Pelobates cultripes (western spadefoot toad), 5127 nucleotides. NCBI's taxonomy places the organism in Eukaryota, Metazoa, Chordata, Amphibia, Anura, Pelobatidae. The record is from the annotation of a GenBank genome assembly.
UAUAAAGUGUCUGAUAAUAGCUAAAACCAUUGUAUCUAUUCAAUGAGGAAUGUUUCCAAAAGAAGCAGCCACCAGGGCAGCCCUGCACUAUGCAUGAUCCUUGCAAAACUUAAAAAAUGGUUACUUUGUUCAAAAUGAUUUUAUUAUUUUACCCAUAGAAACGUUAACCUGCCAUAAUAUCAAUGUCAAUCCAUGUUUCAUACUGCUGCAUUUUCUCAAUGAGGGGUUCUCUUCAUUUUACUAUCAUAGACGCCUAGGCAACCAUUGAUUACAUGAUUGUAUGGUAGGCACUGUAUCACCUGCUUUCUUAUAGCUUGUCCAUUUCAAAGAUGUGUGAAAGCACUGAUUAGCUGAAAUGCUUCUUGGUUUAUGUUUAACCCAUUUGAGGCAAUACAGCAACCUAAUGGGGGUUUGUUUUUGUUUCAGUUUUCAGUGGAGUUCCAGCUCACAGCUUGCGCAUAACUGUAAGUAAAGCUUUCCUAUAUUGGAGAACUUAUUUUCAUGAUUAAAGAAAAAUACAUUUUGUAUUUGCCUUUAUGUGUUGAUCCGGAUUCCUGUUUCCCCCAUUGUAGAUGAACAUGUAUUUUCCUUGUCUCUUUUUUGAGUACUUGAUGGUAGAACUUUUCUAGGACUCUGUGGUAGCUGAUUGGUCCUUGUUUGUGAUAUUUAGACCCAUGUUUCUAUUGGUUUCUACAGUGCCAAAACAUAGAAUGUGACGGCAGAUAAGAACCAUUCGGCCCAUCUAGUCUGCCCAAUUUUCUAAAUACUUUCAUUAGUCCCUGGCCUUAUCUUAUAGUUAGGAUAGCCUUAUGCCUAUCCCAUGCAUGCUUAACCCCUUAAGGACACAUGACAUGUGUGACAUGUCAUGAUUCCCUUUUAUUCCAGAAGUUUGGUCCUUAAGGGGUUAAACUCCUUCACUGUGUUAACCAAAAAAUCUGAUUUACAUAAAGCAAGCAUACUGUAUACAAUGCAUUUUGCAAUAUUUUACUCUGUAAAUGUAAAACUGUUCAGUGUAUAAAAUGGUACCCACCAAAUAACAUUUCAGUUUCUUGUUUUUAUAUAAUAUGAUGGUGUUUGGUGCAUAAAUAUUUUUGAUAAACACAUUUGUCGUGUUUGAAGACUCCUUUAAAAGCAUGAACACUGCAUAUCUUGAAGCUGGCUAAUACCUUUUUAUUAUUAAAUCAGACUUGGCCCAGCCACACAACUCGAUUCUGCCCCUUACUGUGCAGAAACUAUGCUGCAGAGGCUAAAAAGACUUACCAAAGAGACAAGCCUCAUGUGAAUAUCGGCACUAUUGGACAUGUGGAUCAUGGGAAGACCACACUUACGGCUGCAAUUACUAAGAGUAGGUAUCCUGAUGCAAAAGGCCACUUUGAUCUGUGCUCUGUGCAGGAAAUCCACUGGCAAAUGCCAAUGAGAUGAAUUUGUUUCCAUGUAACGUUAUUCCAUUUACAGUUAGGAUAACCAGUGGAGACAGAUUGUAAAUUGCUGAAUAUGUGAGCACACCUUUCUAUGGAUGGCCUGUGUCCUUUACACAGCUUAAUUAUUUGCUCUGUAUAUACUUUUGCAGAUUAUAAAUAAUAAUUUGUAAAUUUGUGACUAAUGUUCGUAUUCUUUCCUCACAGUCCUGGCAGAGGCUGGUGGAGCCCAGUUUAAGAAAUAUGAAGAGAUUGAUAAUGCCCCUGAAGAGAAGGCUCGUGGCAUCACCAUUAAUGCAUCACACGUGGAAUACACCACGGCCAAUCGGCAUUAUGCGCACACUGAUUGCCCGGGGCAUGCGGACUAUGUAAAGGUGAAUAUAGCAUCUGGGGAUGGUUACAUUGUCUCCCUCUUAGAUCUGUGACAAUAGGAGGGCUAAGGUGAACUUUUCCUGUAAAGCAUGCAUUUUAAGCGGUGACUAGACAUUACCAGCUACAUAAUUUCAAUUCUCUUGUGGGUUCUGUGCAGAAUAUGAUCACUGGCACAUCUCAAAUGGAUGGCUGUAUCCUUGUGGUUGCUGCAACAGAUGGACAGAUGCCACAGACCCGUGAACAUUUACUGUUAGCUAAACAGGUUAGUAAUGUCAUUGUCUUACCUUGGGUUACAUUUAAUGGAACACUCCCAAGCACUGUACCCAGUGUUCUGUAGUGGUUAUGGUGCCAGGAGUUCCCGCCUCUUCUCAAAGACCAUUCAGAAUAAAACAUUACCCUUUUAUUUGUUAAGCAAUUACUUUACAGUUUCUUGUUGUGAAUAAUGACAGUCACAAUGUUCAAGUGAUGUUCAUGAGCUAUAUAUUGGGUGAAAUGUGCUGGAUACUUUGUAACUCCUCUCCUUGCCCCCUACCCAGAUUGGCGUGAAGCACAUUGUUGUGUUUAUUAACAAGGCUGACGCAGUAGAUGACAAGGAAAUGUUGGAUCUUGUGGAGCUGGAGGUGCGAGAACUGCUGACCGAAUUUGGAUACGAUGGCGAGAACACACCAGUGAUUACAGGAUCUGCUCUCUGUGCACUAGAGGUAUGUCUGUCAUCAUUUGAUUGGAAUAAAUGGAGUUGUGUGAAUCGGCUUUCGUGGUGAUAACGGUAGACUCUUCUCUGGUUGAACAAAAUCUAAUAGUUUUGUUAUUAUAACACUUUACAGAAUAAAAAUCAUGAUAUUGGCUUGAAUUCCAUCAUAAAACUGCUCGAUGCUGUGGAUACUUACAUUCCAGUUCCCCCUCGAGACCUCGACAAACCCUUCCUCCUUCCAGUGGAAGCCGUCCAUUCUAUUCCAGGUAUGGUGACAAAUUAUAGUUACAUUCAUUCAGUAGAAAUUGACUAUUGAUUUCUUUGUAGUUCAUGCAGAAAGUUUGUUGUAAUUUUCAUAGCCCUGUAUUGUAAAAAAAAAAUAAAAAAAUACAUUUAUAGUUUUUGGUGAGUAUGCCACAUUAGUCAGUAUGUGUGUGGACCAGUAGCAGUAUCCUGACAGGCCCCACUUAGAGGAGGACACAGAUGCGCACUGAAGAUAGAGGCUGGAGUGGGAACUAGAAUCCUGCAAUAUUUAUUUUAAUUUUUUUUUUUUUUUUUAAACAAAGGGAUUAGGGUCUUUGAUACUUUUGAAAAUAGAAUUAAAGGGAAACUCCAGUGCCAGGAAAACAAUCCGUUUUCCUGGCCUUGCAGGUUCCCUCUCCCUCCCAUCCCAUGUCCCUCGGCGGUGGUUGCGGGUCGGCGUCGCUCCUCCCUGUAAUUACGUCAGCCGUUGGGCUAGACUGAUCCCGCUCGCUGGCCAAGGAAACCUAAUGCGCAUGCACGCGCAUUAGGUCUCCCCAUAGGAAAGCAUUGAAAAUGGUUUUCAAUGCUUUCCUAUGGGGAACUGAGCGACGCUGGAGGUCCUCACACAGCUUGAGGACGUCCAGCAACGCUCUAGCAAAAAAAAUCUUUGCUAUGAAGCAGAAACUGCCCUGUGGAGUUAACCCUGCAAUGUAAUUAUUGCAGGGCACCCAGACCACUCCAAUGGGCAGAAGUGGUCUGGGUGCCUGGAGUGUCCCUUUAAUGGUUUACUGAAAGCCUCAUCAUAACCACUCCAGCCGCUGUCGAGGUUUUGAUGCUAGGAGUACUUGGCUUUGUUCCCCGAUAAUGGGGCAAACCGUUUACCAUCAGCUUGUCCUCUUACCUGGGUCCCACCAGGCGCCGAGCUUCCUUUAAUGGUAGGUGACGCACAUCUGGCUGCUGCAGAGCUGAUCCUGCCAGUCAUUCACUGGCUGAGAGCAUCAGCUGAGUUGACAUUAGCCAGCUCGGAACUCUCAUUUUGGGAUGACAAAUGACACUGCCUGAGGUGGAGUUACCAAUAAAACAUCUCUGGGCAUCAUUUCAAACUUGCUUUUCUAAUGAAAACAGGAAGUGGUUAUGGUGCGUGAAGUGCCCCUUUAACAUAUAGUGUCACAUUUUUUAUUUCUUCACCAGGCCGGGGGACAGUGGUGACAGGAACUUUGGAAAGGGGAACAAUCAAAAAAGGAGAUGACUGUGAAUUUGUUGGUCGUAACAAAUAUAUCAAGUCUGUGGUUACAGGUAAAACAUUACUUCCCUUCAGCUGUGGAACCAUGUAUUCUUUCAUAUCCUUUCUGUGUUCCUCUGCCUUCCACUGUUUACAGACUCUUAUCCUCCUUAGGACUUUUGCCAUUUUCUUCCAGGCAUCGAGAUGUUCCACCAAAACCUAGAACGUGCGGAGGCUGGAGAUAACUUGGGAGCUCUUGUUAGAGGGUUAAAGAGAGAGGACGUACGGCGAGGGAUGGUUAUGUGCAGACCAGGCUCCAUCAGACCCCACCAGAAGAUCCAGGCUCAGGUAUGCGUAGUUGGCCUUUUGGUGCUUAUUUACACCAUACAAACACAUGCAAAUAAUGGCAUUAAAAGGCAUGUGAAAAAAACCAUCAUCAACUUCAACCUUUUUUUAUCUUUGUACUGUUGCAUUCACAAACUGGACCAUUGUGUUUUCAUUUGUCUUUGUGUGUUUUCUAGUUAGCACUUACACACUCUCCUGAGUUUUUAGCCUGUCUUUAAGUGAUUUUAUUUUUCCUCCAGGUGUAUAUUCUUAGUAAGGAAGAAGGAGGGCGUCACAAGCCUUUUGUCAGUAAUUUCUUGCCUGUGAUGUUCUCUUUGACUUGGGAUAUGUCCUGUCGUGUUACACUUCCACCUGCGAAGGUUUGUAGUAUUCUUUGUUUAAUUGUCUUUGGAUUUACAUUAAUCCCAAACCUAAAGGCACUCUAUUUCACAUUGCUCUGCCCCUUCUAUCAACAUCCCUGAUUAACUCAUUCCCCUGCUUUUGUAGGAGAUGGUGAUGCCUGGAGAGGAUUCAACUCUGACAUUAACUCUUCGUCAACCCAUGGUCCUAGAAACCGGUCAACGUUUCACCCUGAGAGACGGAAACAAGACAAUCGGCACCGGGAUUGUGACCGACACCUUGGAGAUGGCACCAGAAGAUGAUAUAAAUUGGGGGGGCUGAACCCAACAAACUGAACUUAUAGUAAAGAAGGAGGUGUGUGUUUACUGCAUGGGAAGCUUAAACCAGAGAUGCAGUGAUAAGUGCGUACGCGACUCCCCUCCAGCACCUCAAGCUCUUUUCCUCUGUAAAAUAACCCUUUCCUCAAUAAAUGAGCUUUGGCACUUGGUUGUAAUCUA